CCCACAACGAAGGAUAAAACAGAUCAAUUAUUUCAAAAUCACAAGUUGAAUCGUCGUAACAAGUAUGUCAUUAUUACAAUGAGUAAUUUGUUGCUGUAGUUUAUAGCUCUUGGAAGCUUACUUUUUUCUGUUUCGAAGAGUGCAAAACCAACCUACCUGCAGAUCUAAACCAGUUUACAAUCACUGAAAAUGGCAGAUGGCGACUCCCACAUUGAAAGUCUUGACGAGGCGGAGGACUUCUCAGGUUCUGGCAGUGACUACGAGGCCACAUUAAAAUCCACAAAGCGGAGAAAACAGGCAGUGACUGGACCACGGCCACCCAAGAGACCCAGGCAUAAAGCUGCAUUGAGGGGGUCCAGCCCCAGUAGCAGCCCAAUCCCCACCCCUCCACACCCCUCCCUUCAGCAGCAGCAGCAGCCUCGAGGGAGAUCCAAGAAGGCCUCUCCUAAAUUGGUGACGAGAGUGAACAAGCGGAACCGGGGAAUCAGUGCAGAGGAUAUCUAUGAUGCUGUCCGCUCUGGAAAGAGUGCCAUGGUGACGUUGGUGGACGAGUGGCUGGACAGCUACAAGCAGAGCCGAGAGGCGGGGCUGCUUGUGCUCAUCAACUUCAUUGUUCAGUGCUGCGGAUGCAAAGGUGUGGUGAGCAGAGAGAUGUUGGACAGCAUGCAGAAUGCAGAGAUCAUCAGCAAGCUAACCAGGGAGUUUAAUGAGGAUUCAGCAAACUACCCUCUGUGUACCCAAGGCACUGAGCUGAGGCGAUUCAAAGCCGGCCUGUGUGAGUUUGCUCAGGUUUUGGUUCGCUCCUGUAGCAACAGCCUCAUUUAUGACGAGUACCUGUUCCCCUCCCUGCUGUCUCUGCUCACUGGCAUGUCUGACUCACAGGUCAGAGCCUUCAGACACACCAGCACCCUGCUCUCCAUGAAGCUGAUGACUGGACUGGUGGAAGUGGCUGUGACUGUGUCUGUUCAGCAGCAGACCACCCAGCGGCAAUACAACAUAGAGAACAGCAAGGGUGCAUCUGACAGAGCCUCUGACAGACUGGAGGAUCUGCAGGCCACCAUCAGUCAGCUGCGGGAGAACAGAGUGGAGGUGUCCUCCAUGAUGAACGCUACGUUUCGUGGUGUGUUUGUGCACCGAUACCGGGACCGGCUGCCUGAGAUCCGGGCUGCCUGUAUUGAGGAGUUGGGCAUGUGGCUGAAAACUGCCCCCGCAGACUUUCUGAAUGAUGGAUGUCUGAAGUACCUCGGGUGGACCCUACAUGACAAGCAAAGUCCAGUGCGUCUGCAGUGUGUCCUUGCCCUCCAGGCCCUGUACCAGGAGGAGGAAUUCAUUGGCCGCCUGGAGCUUUUCACCAGCAGAUUUAAAGAGAGGAUGCUCAACAUGGUGCUGGACAAAGACCAGGAGGUGGCAGUGGAAGUGGUCAAUCUGUUGCUGCUGAUCCAACAGAUGACAGAGGACGGUCUGAAAGAGGAGGAGUGCGGACACAUCUAUCCGCUGGUUUACGCUUCAAACCGAGCCCUGGCGUCUGCCGCUGGCAACUUCCUCUUUAACAAGCUGAAAAGUGUGAUUGACAGUGACCACUGGGUGAAUGAUAACAUUGGAAAUGCAACCUUCCUUGAAAUCCUCAUCACCUUCUUCAUCCAGAGUGAGUUCCACGAGCACGGGGCGUACCUGGUGGACAGUCUGUGGAGCGUGGCAAGUUCUGAGCUGAGAGACUGGGAGACUAUGACAAUGUUUCUCCUGCAGGAGUGUGGUCUGAUGUACGAGGAGGAGGAGGCUCUCAUAGAGCUGAUGGUGUGUGCCCUCAAGCAGGCAGCGCAGGCGAGCCCCCCUGUUGGGAGAACUCGGGGCAAGACGCUUCUCAGUAAGAAAGCUAAGAAGGCCCAGGAACAAGACCGGAGACGCAUCACCAUGCACUUCAUCCCAUUACUGCCACAGCUGCUGGCCAAGUACUCAGCGGAUGCAGCGGUGGUGACUCUCCUCCUCAAAGUUCCGCUCUACUUUAACCUGGAGAUGUACAACAGCGUGCCACGGCUGGAGAAGUAUCUGGACCAGCUGCUGGCUCAGUUAUGCGGCAUUGUGGAGAAGCACACAGAGGUUACUGUGCUGCAGGCUUGUGCCACCCUGUUCAGCGCCCUUUGUGCCGAGAGCUACACCUUCUCCUCCCGCGCACACAUGGCAUUCAGCCAGCUGCUGGACGGCCUGACCGAGUGCUUCAGCUCCUACCUGAGUGACCUGCUGCAGGGUACUGAAGAUGAGGAUGACGGCUACAGUGCAGCCAUUACUCUGAAAAGGCUUGCUGCUCUGAGCAGUGUCAAGGACACAACAGGCUGGAAGCUGUUCGAACCUUGCCUUGAGCUUCUGAAGAGCAGGAUGGAAUCCAGAGAGCUCGACAAAGAGCUCAUGGUGUCGGCUCUGAAGUGUGCUGCCUUUCACCUGAUGUGGGCUAAAAUGAACGCAGUCAACUCGACUCCAGCUGAGGAGGAAUUACUGCACCUGAAGCAGGCGAUGCGCUCCUUCUGCAAAGUGUCUCAGACGUGUCUGUCUCUGAACCAGAUGGAGAUCAGAGAUCAGGCAUUUGAGCUGUUGUGCGACCUGCUGCUCUUGUACAGCACCACUUCAGUCCGCUCUCAACCUGACCUCCAGGCGCUGUUCCACGUUCCGUCAGAUUCCCUGCGCUCUGAGAUGGCUGCUUUCCUCAUGGACUACAUCUUCUCUGACACUGGAGAUGAUGAGCUCAAUGUUGAGGGUAACGAGGAGAUGAAGAUAACGAUUCUCCAGAGAAAGCGCAACCAGCUGGCUGGCUUCUGUAAGCUGGUCCUCUACGGCGUGCUGGACCUUAACGCCGCCACCAACGUCUUCAAGCAGUACAGCAAGUGCUUUAACGACUUUGGUGACAUCAUUAAAGAGACCGUAAGCAAGAGCAAACUCAUCAGCCCCAUCCAGAGCGCCAAGACGAUCUGCCUCUGUCUGCAGCAGCUGUUCUCAGAGAUGCUGACGGAGGACCACAGCCAGCAGAAUCUCAGUGAGAUUAGAGAAUUGGCCAAGAAGCUUGCCAUGAGCUUUGGCGUUGAUCUUCAUCGCAUCCGCAAACCACUGGUGGCCUUGCACACGUAUGGUAUACGUUUUGCAUUUCGGGACCCGCAGGAGGGGGAAGAGCAGAACGUGAAUUUGCCCUUCCUGGAAAUCCUCAGCGAGUUCAGUUUCAAGCUGAUGCAACAGGACCGCACCCAGCUCGCUGCCUUUCUGAAAUCAGAGUGUCCCUCUGCUACCCUCUACUGGCCCUCCGUCACAAUGUAUCAGUGCUCCUUAAAGGGACGCGUCUCGUCUAAACCCAUAGAGAAGGGGGGAGGAGAUGUCUCUUCUCAUGAUACACCUGUAGCUAAACGCAUGAAGACCACUGCCCUGGGUUCAGUGGCCAGCUCAGCGAGAGAGUCCUGGUUGGACAGCAUCAGUAUCCACAGCAACCUGCCCACCCCCGCCCUCACCUCCACUGCCCAGAGACUUGGAGUCAAGCAGCUUGCCACCUCCAGAAAAUCCGGGGCCCCGGAGUCUGAGGUCGGCAGCGGCUUCACUGACCCCGAGUCUGAGAAUGAGUUCCUCAAAGCGUCCAGUUUUCGAAAGAUGAAGCCCAACCAACGAGAGCUGUGCUGCUCCAGCCAGACUGGCACCUCUCAGGAACAGCAGGACCUGAACUCCAACCUCACCUUACUCUCUCUGAUUGAGGACGACGACGAAGAAAGAGAAGAGCCUGAGAUUGAGAAUUACGAGAGUGACUCCGAUCAUGAAUCUGAAUAUGCACUGCCUUCCACGCGUCACACCUCCACCAGUGUCCUUGAUGAGCUCUUUGAUUGAGUGCACAGAGACCUGCACCGUCGGGGGAUUACCCGUUCUUUCACAUGAAUGCAUCUCUUCAAUACUUCUGUACAUUUCACAGUACUGAGUAUUUGGGGCAUCUGUUCUUCUACAUGACCACUUACGGAGUUCAUCUAUCAGAUCUAUUUCAGUCAUUCAUUUUGUUGGAGGGGAAGAGAAAAACAAAAUGAUGCUGAAUGUUAGGGUCAAAAGUUGAUGCCAUUUCACUAAAUGUUAUGUUCAUGUUCAGUUAUCUUUGGUGAUUCUUGUCCGGCAGCAAGUUAAAAAUAUCUUCUGUUGUUCACUUAUUAAAGUUAUGUUCGUAGCAUA
Eleginops maclovinus (Patagonian blennie) is the source of this 4185-nucleotide messenger RNA. It is a transcript of the gene stag3, whose product is annotated as cohesin subunit SA-2. Bases 190 to 3855 code for a protein of 1221 amino acids. Gene Ontology annotation, cellular component: chromatin; cohesin complex; nucleus. The record is from RefSeq and is a predicted model, not a curated record. NCBI's taxonomy places the organism in Eukaryota, Metazoa, Chordata, Actinopteri, Perciformes, Eleginopidae. Gene Ontology annotation, molecular function: chromatin binding. Gene Ontology annotation, biological process: sister chromatid cohesion. The transcript is spliced from 32 exons.